This is a messenger RNA of Hydatigera taeniaeformis, 520 nucleotides long. The record is from the annotation of a GenBank genome assembly. NCBI's taxonomy places the organism in Eukaryota, Metazoa, Platyhelminthes, Cestoda, Cyclophyllidea, Taeniidae.
GGAAACUUUCUACGCUACCUCUGCUCUCUCUUUUCAAACAGUGCUAACAAUAGCGGAAGCAGUGGUAGUAUUCUCUGCAAUGAGAAGAUUCCCAUUCCUUUGCCACAGUACCCCCUCCCAGUGCUUUCUCGCUCGGAUUUACCUAUAUCCCUCUUCCCUCCUCCUCCUCCUCCCUUACUACCACCACAACCACCAGUGCCACCUCCACAACCGUCACAACCACCGAAGGUCAUCAAAGAUGAGGAAGAGGUCUCUAGGACUUGUUCAGACAGCGGACUGUGCUGCAGUAGUGAUAGCAGUAGUAGUGGUGCCAAUAGCAGUUCCCUUGACUCGCGAUACCAAUUGGCAAAGCGAUUUCUGGACUCCCUCCUCCUUCAGAAGGCAGCUUUUCAGCAGAUUCAGAAGCGGGACGUCGAGUAGUUCACAGCGCACUACUAAAACGGUCUCUAAUCUGCGUCCACACACAAGCACACAGUGCAAUACAUUCCUCUUUAUAAUACACGUAACAUACUACUCAUAA